This is a messenger RNA of Portunus trituberculatus (swimming crab), 1584 nucleotides long. Its product is annotated as glutamate receptor ionotropic, kainate 5-like. Gene Ontology annotation, molecular function: transmitter-gated monoatomic ion channel activity involved in regulation of postsynaptic membrane potential; glutamate-gated receptor activity. NCBI's taxonomy places the organism in Eukaryota, Metazoa, Arthropoda, Malacostraca, Decapoda, Portunidae. The record is from RefSeq and is a predicted model, not a curated record. Gene Ontology annotation, biological process: modulation of chemical synaptic transmission; synaptic transmission, glutamatergic. Gene Ontology annotation, cellular component: postsynaptic membrane; plasma membrane.
AUGAAGACAAAAUCUACUCUCGUGACUACAGUGAUGGCGGCGUACAGGGUAGGGCCGAGGGGCGGGGUGUUGGUGGAGGCUGCAGGGGAGUGGUCGCCGCAGGGAGGGUACACACCUAUCACCAUUAGUAAGCUUGAGAGGCGCGCUGACUUCCACGGCUAUCCACUGAGAGGUGUCGGUGUGAAGGUGUUUGAGUUCAUGACGACAUACAUUAGCGAGGACAGCAUCACAGGCUUCGCGGGGGACACCAUCACUGCUCUUAAGGAACACCAUAAUUUCACGCUGAGUUACAUGCUAAAGGGUUACGCCUACGGGAAGCUCAAGGAAGGUUCUACUAACGAGUGGACGGGGAUGGUUGGCGCCCUGCAGACCAGAGAGGCGGACCUGACUAUAUCCCUGUUGUCUCUCACGAAGGAGCGACAGGAAGUGGUCACCUACACACAGCCCAUCAAUGUGCUAAGCCGCAAGCUCUUCGUCUCCAAACAAGAGGACUUCACCAAGAAACUACUGGCUUAUACCACUCCCAUGGAAACACGCAUGUACUGGUGCAUUGCCGCUAAUAUGGUGCUCCUGGCGGCCGCGCUCUUCUUCAUCGAGAGGCUUCAGCAGAGUUACGUCCCCACGCAGGAAGAGCCAGUCACUAUGGGCGUUGCUUCCUGGUAUAUGCUCUCAGCUCUUCUGCAGCAGGGCUCCAGCACGUGUCCAAUUGGCGUGGCGGCGAGGGCGAUUCACUGGCUUGGGUACGGCGUGUCUGUCAUUGUGUACACAUCUUACUCUGCUACCCUGGUCUCGCAUCUGGCGGUGGAGCAGCCGGCGCCCCUCCCCUUCACUGACCUGCGGGGGUUGGCCAGGCAGUCAGGAUGGGACGCGGGAUGCAACAGGAACGAUCUCUUUCAAGUGAUAGCCUCGCAAACAUGUGUGGGCUCCCAGAAUGAAGCGUGUCAAGUCCUGCUGAGGGCGUGGCAGAAGGUGGUGCUUCGGUCCCCAGAUAACCUUGUGAGCUCCUACAAUGAGGGACUGCAGAAGGUCUUAAAUGGUAAAUACGUGUUUAUCGGGGUGGACAUCUACACUAACUACUAUAUAAGGAACCUUCCACCUGGGGACUCGUGUAAGAUCAAGGUGCUGCCCCGGCUGUACAUCACGGGGGGCAGUGGUAUUGGUCUGCAGAAACACUCCCCCUUCAGGAGAAUCUUUGACCACAGCCUACAGAAGAUGCGUGAGUCAGGACUGAUAGAGAAACUGAGGAACAAGUGGCAGCUCACAGCGGGACCCAAUACAUGCGACACUAGAGCUGUCAUCAACGCAGGGUUCUCUGACGUGGCUGCUAUCUUCAUCCUCCUCGGGGCCGGCGCGACACUCAGUUGUCUCCUGCUGGUGCUGGAGUGCGUGGUGGCGGUGUACACUGGUGGCCACACAUUCUACACCUCGCAGAAGCCACACACGGAACACUCUGAGGCUGACGUAGAUAAGAAGAGCACUGAUGAUACUAACAGUUGUGCAUUAACAUAUCAAUCACUAUGAAAUGCAAGUAGAUAAACACGAAAACACACUAAUUUCACGCCAGGGUAUGUGUUUUUCCAGUAU